Molecule: messenger RNA, 6532 nt
Organism: Phyllostomus discolor (pale spear-nosed bat)
Lineage: Eukaryota; Metazoa; Chordata; Mammalia; Chiroptera; Phyllostomidae
Gene: EXTL3
Product: exostosin like glycosyltransferase 3
Exons: 7
Coding region: 924-3683 (919 amino acids)
Cellular component (GO): membrane
Molecular function (GO): glycosyltransferase activity
Source: RefSeq, a predicted model, not a curated record
CGCGUCGGAGCAGAGGCCUCGGCCGUCCUUCGGGCGCCAUCCGGAAAGUCUCGAAUGCGCGCCCGCUCCGCGGCUCCCGAGCCCGGGUUCGGCCAUUUCCGGCCCGCGCGCUUCGGCAAGUUCCGCAGUCACUUGUCGGAAAUGGCUGGCCGCCGGCAGGGGGAGCGGGGGAUCCGGCGCGGCCUGGAAGGCGGGCAGCGGGCGAUCGGAGCGGCUUUUGGGAGCCCGAGUUUCGCACAGCCGGCGGCUGCGGCUCGUUCCUGAACUGAAAGCCGGUAGGACAACUGGCGGCCGCGGCGGAAGCUGGAGCCCAGAGAAGCCGGGGGCGGAUGCUCUGAAGGGGCUCGCGGACAGCAAGACCUGGAGUUUACUAUGUCAAGAAAUUACAUGCUAAAAUGUAACGCAACAUGAGCCAGAGAAAGGAAGGAUCCUGAAACUUGUGGCCUGAUUGUGGGCGAUGACAUCGACAACAGGCUGGUGUUUAUUUCCGUCCUAACUAGCUACUUUAUAACUGUGAAUAGUGACUAUGCAUAGUUGUUGGUCAGCAAAACCAAGGAACAAGAGCUAUGGCCGUUGAAAAAGUCUGUCCGAUUCCAGGAUGUGUUUCCUGGGGUUCUGCAUCAGGGACUUCCUCCUUUUCAUCUCAUCAGCUAUGUGGUACCUUUUACCAUUUGACAAAGAUUAAGGACAUGUUCUUUGAUCAACAACCAGAACUUAACAUCUGCUGGAAUAGGGUCAGAGACCAUUUCAAUUACAGCUGAGAAAAAUGAAAUUUCCAUUUUAUUUGGUGCCUUGUACAGGGAGCACACUCACUCUUAUGGAAAUGUGUGAGUAAAAAGAGAUUGAGUUUUGUCUAAUACAAACUCACGGUUAUGGCGAGUGACCCAACGUGAUCAGAGGGGGCAGGAGCCACAGAGGAACUCAUGACAGGUUAUACCAUGUUGCGGAAUGGGGGAGUGGGGAAUGGAGGUCAAACCUGGAUGUUACGGUGGUCCAAUCGUAUCCGACUCACGUGGCUCAGUUUUACACUCUUCAUCAUUCUGGUUUUCUUCCCUCUCAUUGCUCACUAUUAUCUCACCACUCUGGAUGAGGCUGAUGAGGCCGGCAAACGGAUUUUUGGCCCACGGGCUGGUAACGAGCUAUGCGAGGUAAAGCACGUGCUGGAUCUCUGCCGAAUUCGUGAGUCUGUAAGUGAAGAGCUCUUGCAGCUGGAAGCCAAGAGGCAAGAGCUGAACAGUGAAAUUGCCAAGCUGAACUUGAAGAUCGAAGCCUGUAAGAAGAGUAUUGAGAAUGCCAAACAGGACCUCCUUCAGCUUAAGAAUGUCAUUAGCCAGACUGAGCAUUCUUACAAGGAGCUAAUGGCCCAAAAUCAGCCCAAACUUUCUCUGCCCAUCCGAUUGCUCCCAGAGAAGGAUGACGCUGGCCUUCCUCCCCCAAAGGUCUUACGAGGUUGCCGGCUGCACAAUUGUUUUGAUUAUUCUCGCUGCCCUCUCACCUCUGGAUUUCCAGUCUAUGUUUAUGACAGUGACCAGUUUGCCUUUGGCAGCUACCUGGAUCCCUUGGUCAAGCAGGCUUUUCAGGCCACAGUACGGGCCAACGUCUAUGUUACGGAAAAUGCGGACAUUGCCUGCCUCUACGUGGUGUUGGUGGGAGAGAUGCAGGAGCCAGUAGUUCUGCGGCCUGCUGAACUGGAGAAGCAGCUUUAUUCUCUACCACACUGGCGGACAGAUGGACACAACCAUGUCGUCAUCAGCCUGUCGCGGAAGUCAGACACACAGAACUUACUGUAUAAUGUCAGUACAGGCCGUGCCAUGGUGGCCCAGUCCACGUUCUACGCUGCCCAGUACAGACCUGGCUUUGACUUGGUAGUAUCGCCACUAGUCCAUGCCAUGUCGGAGCCCAACUUCAUGGAAAUCCCACCACAGGUGCCAGUUAAGCGCAAAUAUCUCUUCACCUUCCAGGGUGAGAAGAUUGAAUCACUGAGAUCCAGCCUUCAGGAGGCCCGCUCCUUUGAAGAAGAAAUGGAGGGUGACCCCCCGGCUGACUAUGAUGAUCGUAUCAUUGCCACCCUAAAGGCUGUGCAGGACAGCAAGCUGGAUCAGGUCCUGGUAGAAUUUACCUGCAAAAACCAGCCUAAACCCAGUCUGCCUACUGAGUGGGCACUGUGUGGGGAGCGGGAAGACCGCUUGGAGUUACUGAAGCUUUCCACCUUUGCCCUCAUUAUCACUCCCGGGGAUCCUCACUUGGUGAUAUCAUCCGGGUGUGCAACACGGCUCUUCGAAGCCCUGGAGGUCGGUGCUGUCCCAGUUGUGCUGGGGGAGCAAGUACAGCUUCCUUACCAGGACAUGCUGCAGUGGAAUGAGGCAGCCCUGGUGGUGCCCAAGCCACGUGUUACCGAGGUCCACUUCCUGUUACGAAGUCUCUCGGACAGUGACCUGCUGGCUAUGAGGCGGCAAGGCCGCUUUCUCUGGGAGACUUACUUCUCGACUGCUGACAGUAUUUUCAGUACCGUGCUGGCUAUGAUUAGGACUCGCAUACAGAUCCCAGCCGCUCCCAUCCGGGAAGAGGCGGCAGCUGAGAUCCCCCACCGGUCAGGCAAGGCGGCUGGGACUGACCCCAACAUGGCUGACAAUGGGGACCUGGACCUGGGGCCGGUGGAGACUGAGCCUCCGUACGCCUCACCCAAAUACCUCCGCAACUUUACUUUGACUGUCACUGACUUUUACCGCAGCUGGAACUCUGCCCCAGGGCCUUUCCAUCUUUUCCCCCACACACCCUUUGACCCGGUGUUACCCUCUGAGGCCAAAUUCUUGGGCUCAGGGACUGGCUUUCGGCCGAUUGGUGGCGGAGCUGGGGGUUCCGGCAAGGAGUUUCAGGCGGCACUUGGAGGCAACGUUCCACGGGAGCAGUUCACAGUGGUGAUGUUGACUUACGAGCGGGAGGAAGUGCUGAUGAACUCUUUAGAGAGAUUGAAUGGCCUCCCUUACCUGAACAAGGUAGUGGUGGUGUGGAAUUCUCCCAAGCUACCGUCAGAAGACCUUCUGUGGCCUGACAUUGGCGUCCCCAUCAUGGUGGUGCGCACUGAGAAGAACAGCUUGAAUAAUCGAUUCUUGCCCUGGAAUGAGAUCGAGACAGAGGCCAUCCUGUCUAUUGAUGACGAUGCCCACCUCCGCCAUGACGAGAUCAUGUUUGGGUUUCGGGUGUGGAGGGAAGCACGGGACCGCAUCGUGGGUUUUCCUGGCCGGUACCAUGCGUGGGACAUCCCUCACCAGUCCUGGCUCUACAACUCCAACUACUCCUGUGAGCUGUCCAUGGUGCUGACAGGCGCUGCCUUCUUUCACAAGUAUUAUGCCUACCUGUAUUCUUACGUGAUGCCCCAGGCCAUCCGAGAUAUGGUGGAUGAGUACAUCAACUGUGAGGACAUCGCCAUGAACUUCCUUGUCUCCCACAUCACUCGGAAACCCCCCAUCAAGGUGACCUCACGGUGGACUUUCCGAUGCCCAGGAUGCCCUCAAGCCCUGUCCCACGACGAUUCCCACUUUCACGAGCGGCACAAAUGUAUCAACUUCUUUGUCAAGGUGUACGGCUACAUGCCCCUGCUGUACACUCAGUUCAGGGUGGACUCUGUGCUCUUCAAGACCCGCCUGCCCCACGACAAGACCAAGUGCUUCAAGUUCAUCUAGGGGCACGGCCGGUUCUGGGGAGAGGAGGAGCAGAGUGGGGGGCGGGUGCUCCUAAGGUUCCUGAUCACUGAAGGACCUCAGGGACGCCCACCGCGUGGGUGGCCCAGACCCUCCGCUAGGAGAGGCGGCAGGAAGAGCGGAAAGGAAGUGGCUGCCUUUCCCUACAAGCUGGCCACACUGGGCCUGGAACCCUGGCCAGAGGGUGCUGGGGUCCCCACACAGGGCACUGGCUGAUAGCUGACACUGAGGGUUGGGGGCUCCGGACAGUCACUCACACGGCUCAUGAGCCCAGGACCGCUGGCUUGUGGUUUUUAAAUUCAGUAACAACUAUUAUUAUUUAAAAAGAAAAAGUUUCAGAUUUGCCAUUCAAGGUUUAUUUAUAUAUGUGUGCAUAUAUAUGUGUGUAUAUAUAUGCACACACACUCACAUAUACAUAUAUAUAUAUAUAUUUGGGGGAAUUUGAAAUUUCUGCCUAUCAUGGAAUGAGGGGCCACCGAAGCCCCUGAUGCUCUCUCUGUCUUUGGUGGAGCUGGAUCCUGGCCCUGUGGUAUUCAGCUCGUCCUUCCCUGUCACCUCCACCCUCCCCAGGGCGUCUCUGUGCAGAAAGCAGGAAGGACCGGGCUGGACCUCUCAUGGGGGCCUGGGCGGGAUAAAGCCUGUGGGUUUGUUCCUUCCUCUGAUCCGCCGCCAGCCGGCGAUCUGUACCUCACGUGUCCUCUCCGGGGUCCCCGGGGGACCUGCGUCUUUGGGACGGUUUAGCUUCCUUGGGCGGGGUCAGUGGUGUCUGAGGAGUCGUCGUCAGGUCCUGCGUCCAGGACUUGUCCCUGCUGUCCAGCCCUCCCCGCUGGAGCCAGAGGGAGGGAGGAAGGAGGCCCACAGGCAGCACUCCCACAGGCUCUUUCUGCUCAGCCCUCCCAAACGGGCUUCGUCCCUCGUAGACGAGAAUGGACACCUGGCAGGCUGCCCUCCCAGGGGUGGUCUUAAGUGGUUUGCAGGUCGGCUUUCUCUCCGGGAUGGGGAACAGGCGAGCAUCCUCUGCGCCUCCUGACCCGGCUGGCCGGCGGGUCUUACACAAGGCACCUGCCUUGGCCUGAAUACCUUGGUGAAAUUCACCUUCCCUUCCACCUUUGUCUGGACCUGCACCGUGUGUUACCUGUCGUUCUUGGGUCCCUAAUGCCUGGUUGGUGCCAGGACCCCCUGAGGUUGGGUGUGUGCCAGAAGAGUGGGAGGGCGGGACCUGCUGUGUGCAGCUCAGAUGCAGCCCGACCGUUUCACAGGCAUUUUCACCCCAUGUUACCUCUCGGGCUUCAGCUUCUAUUUCCUGGGCUGAAAUGGAAUUAGGCUCGUUUUUCUUUUGGUGGUGGUGGCAGUAGGAGAACCGAAGAGGGUGUCAGUGGCGUGUGGCAGGGAUGUAGCCCAUGACCUCCACCAUUUUUCUGGACCCCACUUCCUUCCAGCGAAGCUGAGUGUGGCUGGUUUUCUGCAGCUGGACAGAAGCUCAGGUCUGCCCCGGUCAUGCACUUGCCUUAAGCCAGUUCCGUCUUCCCCAGACCCGGCACCCUGUGCUUCUGUUUCUCGGGGGCACGUUCUCCUGCGACCUGCCCGUUCCAGUGGCUCUCUUCCAGUGUCAUUUUGAAGCCAGGCUCUGUCCUGCAGAUCCUGCCCAGCUGCAGGGCUCACCUGGCUGCAGGGCCGCGCCCAGGACCUGUGGGCCUCCUGUGGUGCACACUGGCAUCUCCGGUAGCCCUCCUGCCGAGGCAGCCGCCUGGGAAAUGGAGUUGUGCUUCCCGGCAACGGGGCCCAGACUCCCUGCAUCUCAACUUUCUAACACCCUGUCCUUGACUUCUGAUUUCCUUCUUUUUAGCAGUAGCCUUCUUCCCUCCGGGAAGCCAAAGAGUGUGGUGUUUUGAGCUAUGUAUGUGGCUGCUAUUUUUAUCUUAUUUUCAUGUGAGGAACUCAUGAACUGCCCUUCAGAGGGACCUGGUGAGGAAGGAGUGGUCUUUGUCCAGACCCCUGUAGUGGAGCCAGAUCAUCGCGUCCCGAAUGCUGCUGGCAGACCGAGGAGUAGCAGCAUGGUCUGAGGUUACGGAGGGCGUCAGCGUGUGCUGUGGGGAAGGUUGGGCUGCAGACAAGGACAGCACUACGUGGGCCUGAAUGGACACGGACACAAAGGACCCCAAACAGCAGGCUGUGGUGGACACUUCACGGAAACAGCCGUGUUCUUAAAGGACACUCCUGGAAGCAGGAAUCAGGGCAGUCAGAUCUUUGAGGUUGGGGUUAGGAGCUCUUGGAGCAUGGCCCCUGGGUUUUGCAAGAUGGCUUGGGGCCAGGCCCAGCUCUGUGCUAAGAAUGCCUUUGAUGCUGAUCACUCACCUUGGGAUCCCAGAUGCCACCUACGUAGUGGAACACGAAAACAGCUCUGAUGAUUCACCAGGGUUUCGUUGGCCGUCCGAAGGUAGCACCUGGUUACCUGGUCUCUGCUCCCAGGGCCGAUGUCUUUGCUUUCCAGCUGGUUGGUCAGCUCUUCCCCGUGAGAGGCAUCCCUCUAAGUGAGCGCCUCUCAAGGUGCUUGGCAGGCCAUUCUGAGCUCCUGUACCUCGGGCAGUGUCCUGUGUGCAGCCGAGUCUCCAGCAGGGCCUGCACCCCAAGCCAGUGGGGCCCUGCCUGCAGGGAUAGGGCGGCCGAGUCUCCCGGAGCUGCCUGCUAUGUGCUCAGGGAGCUUGGGGUUGAAAUGAUGGGGUCACCAAGGGGGAAGCCCUCCGACAUCCCCACCAUGUCCACCUCCCCACCCCUUGCCAGUCCUGAGCACAAUGGUCUGACAUUGGACUUUUGUAAAAAAGAAAAAAAAA